Protopolystoma xenopodis is the source of this 276-nucleotide messenger RNA. NCBI's taxonomy places the organism in Eukaryota, Metazoa, Platyhelminthes, Monogenea, Polystomatidea, Polystomatidae. The record is from the annotation of a GenBank genome assembly.
AUGAUAACGUUAGCAUAUCCACAAUUUAUUAUCUUAAAGGUGACAGCAGAGCAGAACGGGCAAGUCUUUGGUGAUGAAGAAGAGGCAGUUGAUAUUGACUCCAAUAUUAGAAAGGAUGAGGAAUCAGAUUAUGACAAUGAUGAAGAUGAUGAAGAGAAUGAGGAUAGCGAUGAUAAUGAUGGACAAGCUAAACCAGAGCAAGAUGCCGCUAAGGAACACAAGAGGAGCCUCUCAAUUGCAAUUCCCACAAAGCCUCGAACUGGAAGCGCUUCGUAA